Musa acuminata subsp. malaccensis (wild Malaysian banana) is the source of this 2311-nucleotide messenger RNA. Lineage: Eukaryota; Viridiplantae; Streptophyta; Magnoliopsida; Zingiberales; Musaceae. The record is from RefSeq and is a predicted model, not a curated record.
UCUCUCUCUCUCUCUCUCUCUUACUCUCUUUGUCUCUUCUCGUCCCACUUCUUCCCCGUUUCAAUCCCGCCAUUUCUAUACUCCUCCGAGCAAUUCAACCCAUCUUCGAUCUCCACCAAUCCUCAUCUCCCGUUUCUGUGAUCGAGGUCUUCUUGAUUUCGCCGUCGAGCGCCUUUUUUGGCUUAUGAUCUCGUUGUUGCUGAAGAUUAGGGUUUUGCUUCUGUUGCUUGGUUCCUUUAUCACAUUAAACUCUGGGAUUCAGUUUCUUAGAAUUGGUGCAGAAAUUUAGAAGACGCGGUUUUCUAAUCGGGUAGUUUUGCGGCUUCUGACACAAGGGGAGUGAUCAUUGAGGGGUUCCCUACGAGACUGGGGAGACUCCCGUACUAGGAAGCUGAAUUUGAGGUAUUUGGCGUGAUGGAAUGUUGUUUCACUUUUUGCGGUGUCCAUGAGAUUUCAGGUUGAGGAAAAGCAUCGGAGUAGAAGUUGGCAUUUCAUGAGCGAUAAAUCUUUGAGUUAAGAAGUUGUGGGAUAAGUUCUGCAGCCAUUUUGAAUUCGAUAUUGCUUCUGAAAGUUUUGGCCUGAUGUUUCCUUCUGGAACAGACCGUACACAGGUUACAGCUGCAGUUUCUUGUGGAGUGCUUAUACCAACGAGGUUUGUCUGGCCUUAUGGCGGGAGACGAGUUUACUUACUUGGCUCUUUUACAAGGUGGACUGAACAUUUACCAAUGACCCGCGUGGAGGGUUGUCCUUCCGUAUUUCAAGCUAUCUGCAGAUUAACACCUGGCGUUCAUCAGUAUAAGUUCUUUGUAGAUGGUGAAUGGCGGCAUGAUGAGCGGCAACCUCAUAUGGUGGGAAAUUAUGGGAUAGUGAACACUCUUAUUGUUACCCAAGAACCUAGUAUGCAGACCAUCUUAAGCCCCGAGACACCCAAUAACCGAAUGAACAUGGAUGUUGACCAUGAGAACUUUCGACAUGUGGAGACAACACUGACGACUGUAGAGGCUGAUAUUGGAGACUUUCGUGAUCAGAUUUAUGAAUUUUUGUCCACCCAUACUGCUUAUGAUCUGCUUCCUGAUUCAGGAAAGGUCAUUACUCUUGAUGUUAAUCUGCCAGUAAAACAAGCAUUUCAUAUCCUGUAUGAACAGGAAAUUCCUGUUGCUCCUUUACUGGAUACUUGCAAGGGUGAAUUUGUUGGAGUACUUAGUCCAUUGGAUUUUAUACUAAUUCUGAAAGAGCUCAGUAGUCAUGGUUCAAAUUUGACAGAAGAAGAGCUUGAGACCCAUACUAUUUCUGCUUGGAAAAAGGCAAAACAACAACGAAGCUGGCCACUGGUUAUGCAUGAAAGAAAAUCUAAAGACCAUCUAAUCCAUGUUGGGCCUUAUGAUUCAUUGAAAGAUGUAGCACUGAAUAUAGUGCAAAAUCAGGUGGCAACAGUUCCAAUAAUUCAUUCACCAUCACAAGAGGAAUCAUUUCCACAUUUACUUCAUCUUGCAUCUCUUUCAGGCAUAUUGAAAUGUAUCUGCAGGCAUUUUAGACAUUCAUCUAGUUCACUCCCUGUAUUGCAACAAGCAAUAUGCACUACUCCUCUGGGCACAUGGGUUCCAAGAAAUGCUGAGUCAAAUAAGAAGCACCUGACAAUGUUGAGAUCAAAUGAAUCACUUAGCUCUGCCUUAGCAUUGUUACUGCAAGCUCAAGUUAGUUCAGUACCGAUAGUUGAUGACCAUGAUCGUUUGUUGGAUGCAUACUCUAGAAGUGACAUUACAUCUCUGGCUAAAGACAAGGCUUAUGCACAAAUUCACCUGGAUGAAGUGAGUAUUUACCAGGCACUGCAACUCAGACAAGAUGCAAAUCCUCAUCAAGGAUCCCAUAAUGGGCAGAGAUGCCAUAUGUGUCUCCGUUCAGAUUCUCUACAGAAAGUAAUGGAGCAAUUGGCUAAUCCUGGUGUCCGCCGCCUUUUUGUUGUCGAAGCUGGAAGCAACCGUGUAGAAGGCAUCAUUUCGCUGGGUGAUGUAUUCAAGUUCUUGCUCGGCUUGCCGUAGUGGCACAACGCGGUUUGUUGGUCAUUCAACUUUGUGAGCGUGUUCAAUCCGAUGCAUCAAAAAUGGGAAAUGGAAUUAUUUGUAUUCAGAUGCACUUUUUUCUUUUACGAUUUCUUUCCUGAUUCAAUAGGCCUCGUUGGUUUAGAGCCUGGUGUCUUUAGGCAAGGCCACAGCGAGGUCUGUACAUGAGAAGAGAUGGUUUGAUUUCAAAUGUAAAAUUUCUCUUGAUUUCAGUAGUUUAAUUAUAACGAUUUGGGUAGUGUUACCUCAGA